GAAUGGCACGGGCCCCAUGAAUGAUGCUGCUUGCACUUCGAGAUUCGCGUGGGGAGGGACGAGUUACAUUCACACAACUACCUCGGCUCGUUUCUCCGAAAACAUAUUCGUGUUUCUUAUUCUGGUCGGCGCAUACUUGCUCCUGGGCGCCUAGUAUUCACCUGCCUAUUAUUUAGUAAAGUUCACGCAGUAUCGCGAGCUUCGAGUCGCACAUGGCGCGCAUGGCUGGCAGGAUUCAGCCGAUGGCGCGGGCCCUCGUAUUGGCGGGCCUGAUCGUGGCCUUAGCGAGUUGCGCGCCGAAAGCGUCAGCGGCUGCAGCUUCGUGCAUCGCGUCGACCCUCCCUGGCUACGAUGUGGCAGUGCCGCUCGGCGAUAGUCUGACUCUGCACUGGAAAACGCCCACCUCGACUGUCCUCGAUCUCGCGCUCGAGACGGCAAACGCUGGCUGGGUGGCGGUGGGGUGGUCGGCGGACGGCAGGAUGGCCGGCAGCGAUGCCGUGGUCGGCAAUGGUGGGUCUCCGGCCAGCGUGCAGGCGUAUCAGCUGCUGUCGAUUCUCCCUGGAGGCCAGACGCCAACGGACACCUUUAGCAUCGGGGAAGCGUCAGUGGCUGCCGGGAAUGGCGGAUCCACUGUUAUCACGUUCUCUCGCACGGAGGGCACUGGUGCCGUGCCAGUGCAGCUGUCAGGCGCCUCGGCAAUCAUCUAUUCCGCAUCACCGGACGGAUCCACAACUCUCUCCUACCAUGGGCCCAUGAGAGGAUCGGAGGAGGUUGAUUUCUCCUGCAAGGUGGAAGGAGCGCCACCAACAGCAGCACCGCCAAUAGCCGCACCGCCAACAGUAGCACCGCCAACAGCAGCACCGCCAACAGCAGCACCGCCAACAGCAGCACCACCAACAGCAGCACCGCCAACAGCAGCACCACCAACAGCAGCACCGCCAACAGCGGCACCGCCAACAGCAGCACCGCCCCCACCGUCCUCCCCACCCCCGCCAGGGCAGGGAACAGGUAGCCCCUCGCCACCACCGCCUAAGGCAGGGCGACUGGCUGUCAAUCGCGUGCCUUGGCUGGUGCCUGUGGCUCUGCUUGUGGGGCUCAUUCCAUUUAUUCUCAGUGUGGCUUGAGGGAUGCUUGUACGCAUUUUCCUCCAGCUGGAAGGACCCUACAGACUACGGGAAGGGUUGACGGACCAUUAUGAUGAGAGGGAAUGCUUAGAAUCAUUGGAAUUCCAAGAAUCAAGAAGCUGUAAUUCAUUUGUUGAUCAAUUGUGCUGUAAAAACAGAAUCGAGGUGCUCAUAUCGCGC
Molecule: messenger RNA, 1304 nt
Organism: Closterium sp. NIES-67
Lineage: Eukaryota; Viridiplantae; Streptophyta; Zygnematophyceae; Desmidiales; Closteriaceae
Source: the annotation of a GenBank genome assembly